AUGAGUUCAUUGAGCAACGAUCCAAAGAACGAGCGUAGAAGCUCAGUGAACCAAAGAAACGGCUUCUACUCUUACUUUUUAGCCCGCGAUAUCGAAAUGGAAAAAUCGGCAAUUAAGAGAAACCCGGCUCUACUGACCGCUGAAAGCCAUAGGGCACGGUCUUGCUCACCCGCUCUGCUCACUCCGACUCCCGCGUCAUGGAGUUUGCAGUGUAAAACCCCCCGCCAAUGGCGGAACCAAAUUUCGCACCAACAACUAGCAGUGCUGCAAUUUCUGCAACCACAGCGACAACCACUGCAACUCAAAUUACCGCGAAGAAAAACAACAACUUCGGAAAGUGCCAAAGCGGCCCCGGCCAUACAGACUGAAUUGGAUAGCUACAUCCUAUUUAAGCGCAAGCUCAGCCUGCAGAGUAAUCCGGCAGGCAAUAAAACAAAAAUUAACCGCGUCCAGAAGGUCGACGAAGAACCAGGAAGAUCCAGUAGUAACAGAUUUGCCCUACUGGCGAAGGUUGACGAAAACCAACCAGCGCCAGACACCGCAGAAAAAACCCAAGCCCCCUCCAAUCUAUCAGUCAGGGAGAAAAACCCUGGAGUUUCUAGAGAAACUCUGGUCAACCGAAUUGCGGCGUUGAUCGGGAACGGUGACAACUUUCAUGUUGUCCCGCUUAUCAAAGGGAACAUCCACUAA
This is a messenger RNA of Drosophila ananassae, 690 nucleotides long. RefSeq lists its product as uncharacterized. NCBI's taxonomy places the organism in Eukaryota, Metazoa, Arthropoda, Insecta, Diptera, Drosophilidae. Bases 1 to 690 code for a protein of 229 amino acids. The transcript has a single exon. The record is from RefSeq and is a predicted model, not a curated record.